AUGGGGCGGCCCUGGGGUGUAUACGCAGCUUACAUCCCCAGCCUCUCUCUUGUCUUAGCCCGGGAGCUGCUGCUGCUGCUGCAUGCAUGCGCUCUGCUGCUGGUGGUGCAGCAGCCGCCCCCUUAUAUGUUGGGGGGCCCCCCGGGGCCCCCAGUCGCUGCACCCCAUAUGUACCCUCCGCCCCUGCUGCCGCAGCAGCAGCACCUGCUGCUGCCGCAGCAGCAAGAACAGCAGCAGCAGCAGCAGCAGCAGCAGCGCACUCCAAUGCCUCCUUUUCAUGGUGAUAGAAACCAUGCUGCAGCAGGGAAUAUACCCCCUACACCACAUGCUGCUGCUGCUGCUGCUCCUGCUGCUGCUGCUGCUGCUGCUGCUGCUGCAGGGCCAGGAGAGCUGCUGCAUCCGCAUGAGUAUGCUGGACCUAGGGGGCCCCCUCACCCACCAAAAAGGGGAACUGAAAAACCAUGGGGCCCCUCAGGGCCCCCGGGGCCCCCUCUCCAGGGGCCCCCUCCCCAGGGGCCCCCUCCACGGGGGCCCCCUCCCCAGGGGCCCCCUCCACGGGGGCCCCCUCCCCAGGGACCCCCUACCCAGGGGCCCCCUCCACUGGGGCCCCCUCCACGGGGGGCCCCUCCACGGGGGCCCCCUCCCCAAGCGCCCCCUCCCCAGGGGCCCCCUCCCCAGGGGCCUCUUUCCCAGGGGCCCCCUCCACGGGGGCCCCCCCCACGGGGGCCCCCCCCACGGGGGGCCCCUCCCCAGGGGCCCCCUCCCCAGGGGCCCCCUCAUCAGGGGCCCCUUCCCCAGGGGCCCCCAUAUACCGGGGGGGCCCCCUACGUGACUACUGCCAGUUUGCUGCUGCUGUGGGGGGGCUGGGGCGUUGCUGCGCUGCUGCUGCUGUCUCCUUUGGGUUCUGUACCCUUUUUGCGUCAGUGCAGCGCGGAGGGGCACAACCGGGCGGGUGUAUCUGGGGGGCCCCCCGAGGGGCCCCCUGAGGGGCCCCCCUGCGGUACCUCUCGGGGGGCCCCCGGCCACGUUGCGGGGGCCCCCAUGCGGGGGCCCCCAGACCGCAGGAGCAGCCAACAGGGUACAGCUGUGGGGGCCCCCCACCCCCGCGGAGACACCGCAUGGGGCCUCCCCCGCAAGCAUGGGGUGUAUGUACCCUCCUUCAUGACGGAGGUGCUGCCGCACUGUCUCUUUGCUUUGUUGGGGGCCCCCCUUGUUCUGCUGUUGGCUUGGGGGGAGUUUGGGGCCCUCUCAGCCUUUGCUUCUUUGUGGGGGCCCCCCUCUUCUGGGGGCCCCUCAGUGGGGCCCCCAGUAGGGGGGGGCCCCCCGGGGGGCCCCCCGGGGGCCCCCCUUACCCCCGGGCCUGCUGCUAUGGAGAGCCUGAUGCAGUACCCCUUUUGGCAGUUGUCUCUGUUUGUUGCUGCAGCUUCACUUCUGCUGUUUUCUAUCUGUACUGUGUACCCUAUUGCUUCUUUUUGUCUUUGGGGGGCCCUUGCGGGGGCCCUUGGGGCCCUCUGGGGCCCCGCGCUCCUAGGGGGGGGCCCCUCGGGGGGGGCCCCCCAGGGGGCCCCCCAAGGGGGCCCCCAGGGGGGCCCCCAGGGGGGCCCCCUUGGGGGCCCCCACGGGGCAGGGUUUUAUGAACGCAGCAGCGUGGAUAUGCUGCCAGAGGGGCUGCUGCCUGCUGCUGCUGCUGUUUCUCUUGCUGCUGCUGUCUGCUGCUUGAGGAGAGCUAAUACCCUGAAGGAGGCCCUCACAAUACCCGAGCUGCUGCUGCAGGGCCUCCGCGUGAGUUGCUGCUUCGUUGUGUCUUUGAUGCUUCUUAGCUGCAGCGCGGCUCACCGGGGUCACCAGGAGCUGUCAGUGGGGGCCCCCGCAGGGGCCCCCCUAGGGGCCCCCCCCGGGGGGCCCCCCCACAUGGGGGGGCCCCCUAGGGGGCCCCCCCACAUGGGGGGGCCCCCUGUACCCUCGAGCCCGGUGAUGGGUCUACUGUCUCCUUCAAAUGAAGUGUGGGCCUGCCGCGUGAUUGUGGGGGCCUCCGUGCUGUCUCUGGCUGUCUCCUUUUGUCUCUUUUGCUGCUCUGCGCGGUGGGGGCCCCCUGAGGUAAGAACAGAUAUAAGUUUUUGUCGGUCGGUGGUUAGACACAACAACCCAGCUGUUGCUGCUGGGGAGUUUGGGGGGCCCCAUCAGCUGCAGCAGCUGCAGCAGCAGCAGCAGCAGCAGCAGCAGCAGCAACGGCAGCAGCAAAGGGCGGUGCAGCUGGUUUCGCUUAGUUCUGCUAUGGGAUUCAACAACAGCAGUAGCUGCAGCACCAACUGCAGCACCAACUGCAGCAGCAGCAGCAGCAGCAGCAGCAGCAGCAGCAGUUUAGACACACCAUACGGGGGGCCCCCAUACAUAGGGGCCCUCCCUGGGAGGGGAUGA
This is a messenger RNA of Eimeria mitis, 2418 nucleotides long. RefSeq lists its product as uncharacterized. The record is from RefSeq and is a predicted model, not a curated record. Gene Ontology annotation, cellular component: Set3 complex. Gene Ontology annotation, biological process: regulation of transcription by RNA polymerase II. The transcript has 3 exons. Bases 1 to 2418 code for a protein of 805 amino acids. Lineage: Eukaryota; Apicomplexa; Conoidasida; Eucoccidiorida; Eimeriidae.